AUGACAUCCCUAACAUCAUUCACCCUCUUCCCUCUCCUCCCGCCCGAACUCCGCCUCCACAUCUACCACCACGCCUGCCACCCGCGCGUGACAACCCUCUCCUACCUCCCCGCUCCGCGAGACGCCUACCAGUGCCUAACCCCGCCGCCAACCCUCCUGCACAUCUCGCGAGAAUCCCGCGCCGAAGGCCUCCGCCUCUACGCGAAGUGCCUCCUCCCACCAUUAUCAUCACCACCAUCACCAUCACCACCCAACCAGCAACCACCCCCGGAGCAAACCGAACCAUUACAACAACCAUCAGCCGAAGACGACGACGACGCACACCACCACCACCACCCCCGCAGGUAUUUCUACCACCACCCGCACCUCGACACGCUGUACCUGCCGCGGCCGCCGCGCGCCGCCGACCCGCUGGGGCUGGGGUACGCGGACUGGGCGCGCGAGUUUGCCGCCGGGACGGGGACGGGGCCGGGGCCGGGGCCGGGAGCGGGAGUGAGCGGGCUCGCGCGCGUGGUGCGGCGGCUGGCGGUGGACUACGUGCCCGCCGAGGUGCGCCGGCCGUGGGAGGUGUUUGGCAAGGUGUGCCUGAUCCGCGGCUGUCCGCUGCUGGAGGAGGCGUAUCUGGUGGUUGGUGGCGGUGGUGGUGAUGGUGGGGGGGCGGAGCAGCCGGGCUCCUCCGGGACGGGUCGGAGAGAAGUGGAGUUUGUUGACCCCGCGGCGGGGGACGCCGAGAUCGUGCGGAUUAUGGAACGGGUGAGGGCGUCGUUUCGGGUGGAGCUUGGGGAUGGGGAUGGGGAUGGGGAUGGGAAUGGCUCGGAUACCCAGCCCUCGCCCAUUUCAACAUCCAUGUCUGGAUCAUUACGGCCCCUGGUCCAACCGUUCCCUCAUUAUCCGUCGCAACAGGCAAUCGUCUACCACAAGAUGGCCUAG
Messenger RNA from Chaetomium fimeti, 930 nucleotides. RefSeq lists its product as uncharacterized. The coding region runs from base 1 to 930 and encodes 309 amino acids. The transcript is spliced from 2 exons. NCBI's taxonomy places the organism in Eukaryota, Fungi, Ascomycota, Sordariomycetes, Sordariales, Chaetomiaceae. The record is from RefSeq and is a predicted model, not a curated record.